AGGCGAAACCAGCUGGCGCACUCGGCGGCCGGCCAGUGGCCGCGGGAUGCGAAAGCGGACCGAGCCUAUCACCUUGGAGCAUGAACGUCGCGCCUCCUCGGGCGUGCCCUCCUCAGGCUCGGGCUCUGGGGCGCUGGACGCCACCUGCCGUCUGAAGCACAACUUGCGUCUGGCGGGCACAGGGCCGGCGGAGCCGCGCUGCGCGGCAGACGCGGGCAUGAAGCGGGCACUAGGCAGGCGAAAGGGGCUUUGGUUCCAACUAAGGAGGAUACUUUUCUAUGUGUUGGGGUUAUAUAUUGCCAUUCCAUUUCUCAUCAAACUAUGUCCUGGGAUUCAAGCCAAAUUAAUUUUCUUAAAUUUUGUGAGGGUUCCCUAUUUCAUUGACUUGAAGAAGCCUCAGGAUCAAGGUUUGAAUCACACCUGUAAUUAUUAUCUCCAGCCAGAGGAAGAUGUGACAAUAGGUGUCUGGCACACUGUCCCAGCUGUCUGGUGGAAGAAUGCACAAGGAAAGGACCAGAUGUGGUAUGAGGAUGCCUUGGCUUCUAACCACCCUGUCAUACUAUAUCUGCAUGGAAAUGCAGGUACCAGGGGAGAGGACCACCGUGUGGAGCUUUACAAGGUGCUGAGUUCCCUUGGUUAUCAUGUCGUCACCUUUGAUUACAGAGGUUGGGGUGACUCAGCAGGAACGCCAUCUGAGCGAGGCAUGACAUAUGAUGCACUCCAUGUUUUUGACUGGAUCAAAGCAAGAAGUGGUGACAACGCUGUGUACAUUUGGGGGCACUCUCUGGGCACUGGGGUUGCAACAAAUUUGGUGCGGCGCCUUUAUGAGCGAGAGACACCUCCAGAUGCUCUUAUAUUGGAAUCUCCAUUCACCAAUAUCCGUGAAGAAGCAAAAAGCCAUCCGUUUUCAGUGAUAUAUCGAUACUUCCCUGGAUUUGACUGGUUUUUCCUUGAUCCCAUUACAAGCAGUGGAAUUAGAUUUGCAAAUGAUGAGAAUGUGAAGCACAUCUCCUGCGCUUUGCUCAUUCUGCACGCCGAGGAUGACCCAGUUGUGCCCUUCCAGCUCGGAAGAAAGCUUUAUAACAUUGCUGCACCAUCUAGGAGCUUCCGGAACUUCAAAGUUCAGUUUAUACCCUUUCACUCAGACCUUGGCUAUAGACACAAGUACAUCUAUAAGAGCCCUGAGCUUCCACAGAUACUGAGGGAGUUCCUGGGAAGAUCAGAACAGGAACAUCAACAUUGA
Molecule: messenger RNA, 1243 nt
Organism: Elephantulus edwardii (Cape elephant shrew)
Lineage: Eukaryota; Metazoa; Chordata; Mammalia; Macroscelidea; Macroscelididae
Product: monoacylglycerol lipase ABHD12-like
Exons: 1
Coding region: 47-1243 (398 amino acids)
Biological process (GO): monoacylglycerol catabolic process; phosphatidylserine catabolic process
Cellular component (GO): endoplasmic reticulum membrane
Molecular function (GO): phosphatidylcholine lysophospholipase A1 activity; monoacylglycerol lipase activity
Source: RefSeq, a predicted model, not a curated record